UAGAGUCCGACUCGGAUACUUCCUCGCAUAUCCUCUCCCACGAGUCUCAUCACUCCUCAAUCUCACAUUUAUAUUUUAUCCUCUCCAAAAAGUACAGCGUUUCCACCGAAUAUUCCCAGGAAAAUUCCCACCCUCCAAACAAUCCCUUCUCGAAACCACGGCCUCUCUCCAUUUUUUUGUUUAUAAAAGCUUCUAACUUGAUCAGAAAGCUGUCAGAUCCCUCUUCUAAUGAAGUUUACAAAGUAAAGCAAAAGAAAGAGUAUUCGGCAAACAGUUUUGGGCUUUACUUUCUGUUUCGGAAUGGCGGUAUUUGUCAGGACAAAGCGAGUAACUGAGCCGCUCGACGACAAGGCCAGGGCUCGACUCGUUGGAAUGGAUCAGCCCCAACCUAGUUACGUCAGCAGCGGAAGUGAACACUCGGCCGACGACUCAGCCUGCCUCUCCGAACUCGUCCAUGGUUUCCUCGAGAACGAUUCCGAAGCCGAUUCGCAUGCCGGUGAUCCCGUCUCUGAACCUGUCGACUCCGUGUCCGAAUGUUCGGAUGACGUAGAAGAUAUUCUCAGAUCGACGGCCGGUACCAAUGCAGUGGACUCGUACAAGAAAUUGCUCGUCGCUCACGUCUCGGAAGCGGUGGAAUUGUUCUCCCGUCUGAGAUCGACCAGAAACAUUUUCCGGCGGAACGUGAUGACGUUUCUGCGAGACCGGGGACACAAUGCCGCGAUCUGCAAGACCAAGUGGGACUCCUCCGGGGGACUCAGUGCGGGUAGCUACGAGUUCAUCGACGUGAUCCAUUCAACCUCCUCCUCAUGGCAGAGCCGAUACUUCGUUGAGCUCGACCUCGCAGCCCAGUUCGACGUCGCGAGGCCAACGGACCAGUACGUGACGCUUCUCCGCUCUCUGCCCAAGGUUCUCGUCUGCCGCGGCGAGGAGCUGAAGAAAUUGGUAAAGAUCAUGUGCGAUGUGGCGAAGAGAUCGUUGAGGAGCAGGGGCCUGUCCGUGCCUCCAUGGAGGAAGAACCGAUACAUGCAGAACAAGUGGUUCGGUCCUUACCGUCGCACCGCCAAUCCUGUUCGUGAAAACACAGCUGCGCCGAUGGCUCUUCCCUCAGUUGGGGGUGUAAAAUGCAGGUUCGUCGGGUUCGACAACGCCGUUUUGGACGUAAACGUCAACGUUAACCACCAGCACCACCAACACCGGCGUGGCUUCUUCGUGUGUACCAGAUGAUAAGCAUGCCAUAAAUAAUUCCCCAGCGAAUAAUAACUUUAAUGAUAUUUGUUUUUUCUUUGUUGCUUUGCCUUUCAA
Messenger RNA from Juglans regia (Persian walnut), 1302 nucleotides. RefSeq lists its product as uncharacterized. Lineage: Eukaryota; Viridiplantae; Streptophyta; Magnoliopsida; Fagales; Juglandaceae. The record is from RefSeq and is a predicted model, not a curated record. The coding region runs from base 301 to 1224 and encodes 307 amino acids. The transcript has a single exon.